CACCUCGUCCACCCACCAGCACAGCAAUUCCAGACGCCGCGAGGUCACCGUCACAGCCAUGCCGAAGAAUAAAGGAAAAGGAGGUAAAAACAGGCGCAGAGGUAAGAAUGAAAAUGAGUCUGAAAAAAGAGAACUGGUAUUCAAAGAAGAUGGACAAGAGUAUGCUCAAGUAAUCAAAAUGUUGGGGAAUGGACGAUUAGAAGCAAUGUGUUUUGAUGGGGUAAAGAGGUUGUGUCACAUCAGAGGGAAAUUGAGGAAAAAGGUUUGGAUCAAUACCUCAGACAUUAUAUUGGUUGGCCUCCGAGACUAUCAGGACAAUAAGGCUGAUGUAAUUUUGAAGUACAAUGCGGAUGAAGCUAGAAGUCUGAAAGCAUAUGGCGAGCUUCCAGAGCACGCGAAAAUCAAUGAAACAGAUACAUUUGGUCCAGGAGAUGAUGAUGAGAUCCAGUUUGAUGACAUUGGAGAUGAUGAUGAAGAUAUUGAUGACAUCUAAAUAGAACUCAACAUUUUACAUUCCAGUUUUUCUGACGGUUGUCCCACAGUUUGGAUUUUGGCCACGACCCUUAAAAGAAGAUUCAGAUUUCAUUAGCAUGAUUGCAAUUUUUUAAGGAAGGCUGAUUUAUUACUUUUAAGGUGUUUGUUGUUUUGAAAACUGCGUAAUGUUCAAUAAUCUUAAGUGGGAUGUUAAGCCCACCUUGCUCUUUGGAUGUAAUGGAGA
Ochotona princeps (American pika) is the source of this 718-nucleotide messenger RNA. Its product is annotated as eukaryotic translation initiation factor 1A, X-chromosomal. Gene Ontology annotation, cellular component: cytoplasm. Gene Ontology annotation, biological process: translational initiation. The record is from RefSeq and is a predicted model, not a curated record. Gene Ontology annotation, molecular function: translation initiation factor activity; RNA binding. NCBI's taxonomy places the organism in Eukaryota, Metazoa, Chordata, Mammalia, Lagomorpha, Ochotonidae. The coding region runs from base 59 to 493 and encodes 144 amino acids. The transcript has a single exon.